UUUAACACGAAGGUAUUAGCGGAUAUAUAAAGUUCCUAAACAGGAUUAAGUUCACAUGACUAAGCCCCUGCGAUGGACAUCUCAAAACGCCGACACGCUCUAUUGGAAAUUUCCCCAAAUAAAAUGGGGAGUCCAUACAAAAAAGCGCGCGUAAAUGUGACCCCGAAAAUUUGUCCGAUCCCAUUGGAUUUUGAACGGGAAAACUUUAGUUAUUUGUUGAACAAUUCAGAUGAUUUUUUAUGCGAUGAUAAUCAGCAAAAUGAGUGCGGUUUCAUUCAGGAUUCCUCAGAGGAAGUGGUUGAUUUGGGGAAAAGUUUCAGUUUGGAGACAUGGAGUCGAUGUAUCGUCGAUAGUGUUCAAAGGGACAAGAAUUACGAUUUGAUUUUGAAGCUUGCUAAUGAGAAGAACAAGGAAGAAGUAGCAGAAUGCCGUCUGCAAGGAGUAUGGGUACAUACAAAGGUAGAUCCUGGGGAUAUUGUCUCCGUUCUCGCCCCCUGGAGCGAAUCAUUGAAGUGUUUCGUUGUUACGAACUCCGAUGGUUUGAUUGUUACUAAUCCUGAUCAUUUAAUCUCCGGCACAUCCGUUGUAGGGUCAUUAUAUUGUGCCAGGAAAGGUGCCCUGCAGGAGCGAUUCCGCGGAAUUGACUCGGACAGCAAAGUGAUGGUGAUUGGAUCGAUUACCCACGAAUUGUUUCAAACAGUUCUCCGCCGCAGGCUUCGAACGAGUGAGCAGAUUGAAAGAGCAAGUGAAGAACUUUUACGUUCGGAGGAUGCAAUGUACAUGCUUUAUGGCAAUAAGAUGACCGUUGACGAGAUGAAGGCUCAAUUGAGUCCGUUUGUUUCGAAUAUUGUUGAAUUUGUGGAGAAGUAUAUUGUUGGAGGACGGAAUAUACAGAGACAAAAAGGUGAAUUUUCGGGCGUCAUUGAAUCAAUCCAAGACAUUGAAGAGAACGUAUGGGUUCCGCAAUUAGGCCUCAAGGGAAAAAUCGAUGCUUCCUUAAAAGUAAAACCGCGCAUUGAUUCUCCCAGUUCAGAACACAAAUACAUGCCAUUGGAAUUGAAAACCGGGCGAGCGUCAUUUUCAAACGAACACAAGGGUCAACUUAUCAUAUAUGAAAUGAUGCUGGACGAAAUCGGCAGAAAAGUAGACUCUGGCUUGUUGCUGUACCUACGUGAGGGAAUAAUGAAGGAAAUCCACGCUACGACAAAUUCAAAACGAGACAUUAUCACAUUACGAAACGAGCUUUCAUACUAUCUCACUCGUAAGCAAAAGAUAAGUGAUAAGGACGAUGUCAAUACAAUUUUAUCCAAAUACAAGUCGAUGAUAUUGCCGCCUCCUAUUGGCCAGUACAAUGCCUGUUCGAGAUGUCCCUACAACACGAUAUGCUGCAUAUUCGCAAAGCAAGAAAAGUUGCCUCAAUCAUCUGAGGCCGAAACUCUCAGAAAAGUUUCAGAGGAGUGUAUGCAACAUUUAAGCCCGGAGGAUAUUGAAUACUUCACGCAUUGGUGUGGAAUUCUAACGCUGGAGGACCAAGAGUCAAAGAAAGGAAACCAUUUGAAGAGUAUAUGGACUAAAACUGCAGAACAACGGCGUGAUGACGGUCAUGCAAUCAUUGAUUUGCAGAUAGUGGGGCAGAUAUUGAAGGCUGAAACUAAAUAUCUUCAUACGUUCGGCGCAGCGGAGGAAAGCAGUGGACACUCAACAAGUUUUCAUGAUUUUACAUUGACUGGGGUAAACCCAGGUGACUAUGUCAUCGUUAGCACCCGAAAACGCAUAGCGAUCGCUGCCGGUCAUGUGUAUGAAAUAACCAAGUCUCGAAUCUCUAUACAUUUGGAGCGAAAUCUCUCCAAAAAUUACAAAAAUGAGAAAUUUAUUAUCGACAAAAACGUUUUCCAAUCAACGAACGUUUUUAACUACACGAACUUGGGUGUGCUUCUCGAGGAUCGUGUGGAAUCGAAUAAACUCCGAAAAAUUAUUGUUAACAAAAUGAAACCUACGUUUUCCAAGGAAAAACUUUCGGUUCCGAAAGUUGCCCAAGCUAUUCUCCUGGAGUUGAAUUCAGAACAAAGGAAGGCAGUUGCAAAGGCUAUGAAAAUGGAGGAUUAUAUGUUGUUGAAAGGUUUGCCGGGGACAGGUAAGACUCAAACCCUCGUGGCUAUUAUUCGUUUACUUUGUCUGUUGCACAAAUCGGUUAUCGUGACCAGUCAUACACAUUCGGCUGUUGACAACGUCCUGCAACGAUUGAAACAGUAUAACAUCAAAUUCCUCCGAUUAGGCUCCGACUCCCGCAUCAAUCCUGCUCUGCACGACUGCAGCGAAACUCAACUGACAUCAUCCUGCAAAACCCCGGCGGAUCUAAUGCAACUCUAUUCAUCUUACAACGUCGUAGGCGUAACGUGCCAUGGAUCGUCCCAUUCCAUAUUCCUGCACCGAAAAUUUGAUAUCUGCAUUGUAGACGAAGCUACUCAAGUUUUCCAGCCGACGAUUUUACGUCCCCUUUUUUAUGCAAACAAAUUUAUUCUAGUUGGGGAUCCUGACCAGCUGCCGCCUGUAGUGGUUUCCAAAACUGCACGGACGAUUGGUGCAAGUGAGAGUUUGUUUCAACGUCUUGAUGAUCCCGACGCAACGGCUGUUCUCUCCAACCAGUACCGAAUGAAUAAAACAAUUACAAAACUAGCCAACGGUUUGACCUAUAAAGGGAAUUUAUUGUGCGCCAAUGAGAUCGUUAUGAAUCGCACAAUUGACUUGCCUAAUAAACCUCAAAUGUUUACAGAAUUUCGACAGGAUAAGUGGUUGUUGCGGAGCUUGGAGAAGCACGUCGAUCUCUCAGUCGUUAUGCUUGACACAAAGGACUGUUUGCAGAGAUCGCAAGAGUUCGAGAAGUCCCAAUCCGUUGAUUUAUCACAGCAAAUAGAAAAAACGUUUGUUGAUGAUACGGAAAAUCCUAAAAGAUCGAAAUUCACUUACACAAACUAUUGCGAUGCAGCCGUGGCUUUCUAUAUCACAAAAGCUUUGAUAAUUGGCGGUUGUCCCGCUAAAAAUAUAGGAAUAGUUGCGCCAUACAGAGCACAAGUAGAGCUUUUGAGAAAAAUCUAUGAAGACUAUCGAAGUCACUAUGCAUCCUCAAAGACCCCAAUUUCCGCUCGAAUUGAUUUCGAAGGACUCGAAGUGAACACGGUAGAUCAGUACCAAGGCAGGGAUAAAAAUGUUAUCAUUUAUUCAUGCACGAGAACAGGAUGUGCGGCCACAGAAAAAGGGGAUAGUGUACGUGGCAUGGAAAUUUUAGAGGAUCAGCGACGUUUGACCGUUGCUAUAACGCGUUCUAAAUGUAAAUUGAUAUUGAUUGGGGAUGAAGAGUGCCUUAAGAGUUACACACCGUUCAAGGAUUUGUUUGAAGGAAUCCCGUCAAGAUGUAAGAUUGUUUUGGAGAAUGGACAGUUGGGAUUUUUGUGGACAAAUGUUUUUGAUGAUUUGAGAAAAGUUUUUAGUGGUUUUUGAUGAGUGAUUAAGUUGAUCUUAUGAUAGAUAGUAUAUGGUGUUAUUUUUAGGCUGAUUUUUGAUUAAUUCUUCAGAAUUGUGAAUAGCAUUUUGAUAUAAAUUUAG
Hermetia illucens (black soldier fly) is the source of this 3603-nucleotide messenger RNA. RefSeq names its product DNA replication ATP-dependent helicase/nuclease DNA2 (gene Dna2). NCBI's taxonomy places the organism in Eukaryota, Metazoa, Arthropoda, Insecta, Diptera, Stratiomyidae. Gene Ontology annotation, cellular component: cytoplasm. The record is from RefSeq and is a predicted model, not a curated record. Bases 73 to 3498 code for a protein of 1141 amino acids. The transcript has 5 exons. Gene Ontology annotation, molecular function: 5'-flap endonuclease activity; single-stranded DNA helicase activity. Gene Ontology annotation, biological process: replication fork reversal.